Molecule: messenger RNA, 1341 nt
Organism: Cyclocybe aegerita
Lineage: Eukaryota; Fungi; Basidiomycota; Agaricomycetes; Agaricales; Hemipholiotaceae
Source: the annotation of a GenBank genome assembly
AUGGCUUCCUACUCCUCUCUGAUAGACCAGUCGUACCACACGGUGCCCACAUUUACUCUUGAAUGCGGGGCCUUCCUUAAAGAGGUCCCAGUAGCCUACAAAACGUGGGGAAAGCUGAACGAGACGCGGGACAAUGUCAUGAUCAUCUGUCAUGCAUUCACAGGGAGCGCGGACGUAGAGGACUGGUGGGGUCCACUUAUGGGUCGUGGCAAGGCAUUCGAUCCGAACAGGUUCUUCAUAGUAUGCGCGAACACCCUUGGGUCGCCAUACGGUUCGGGCUCGCCUGUGACGAUAAAUCCUGAUACGGGGAAGCCUUAUGGGCCAGAGUUCCCGCCGACGACGAUUAGAGAUGAUGUCCGCCUCCAUAAACUCGUUCUCGACCACCUUGGAGUUCGAUAUGUUGCAGUGGUCAUUGGAGGUUCUAUGGGCGGAAUGGCCGUCCUUGAAUGGCCUCUCUGCUCGCCACCUGGCUAUGUGAAGCAUAUCAUACCCCUGGCCACGUCCGCUCGCCACUCUGCCUGGUGUAUCAGCUGGGGAGAAGCCCAACGACAAAGCAUUUAUAGCGAUCCAACCUACCAAGAUGGAUACUAUUCAUCACAACCCGCUUCUGGAUUGGCAGCGGCUAGGAUGAGUGCCUUGCUCACCUACCGAUCCAGAGAUUCUUUUGAGAGCCGAUUCGGACGAAAGCCGCAACUUAGCCAGCACACGAAGAACGGCACCUUGACGCCUCCAGCUUCUCCCAAACUCACCUCGCACCGCGAUGACCACGUCGUGCUGCACAACGAUGGUCUGCGAAACCCGACGUUGCGGACUCCACCUAAAUUCAGCCACUCUACCUCAACCUCUGACGCGUCAGGACCCUCCAACGCCCCGAUUUUCUCCGCCCAGUCCUACCUCCGAUACCAAGGCGACAAAUUCACCGCGCGCUUCGACGCUAACUGCUACAUCCACAUCACGCGCAAGCUCGACUCACACGACGUCGCGCGAGCACGAAUGGCCGACGAUGAAGCCGACACUUCUUCGGCGCUCGCCAAGGUGCUGGCGACGCUGCCCCCACGCGCGCUGAUAAUCAGCAUCGCGACCGACGGGCUAUUCACGACGUCUGAGCAGCGCGAGCUCGCGGAGCGCAUCCCCGAGGCGGAGCUCGUAGUGAUCAACUCGCCCGACGGACACGAUGGGUUCUUGCUCGAGUUUGAGCAGAUUAAUAGACACAUUCUACGGUUCUUGAAGAGAGAAUUCCCAGGCUAUUACGAUAAGGAGGUGGAGGUUGUCGAAGAUGGGUUCGAGGUCAAGAAGACGAGUGUGUUUGGCGAAGCUGAGGUGGACAUAGCCCAGUGGUAG